AUGAAGAUAUUCCAGCUCUGUGUGACUUUAACCACAGUUCCCUUAAUUAUACAGGCAUCUGGAGGAGGUCAAUGGUGUUAUUCCUCUCAGAACCCACAAUGUGGUCCUGAGCACUGGAAGGACAUUAGUCAUAACUGUGGGGGUGGACAUCAGUCUCCUAUUAACAUUGAAAAAGCCAAAGUAAAGAAAGACAGCCACCUAAGCGCCAUCACUUUCCAAGGCUAUGAUCACGCUCCUUCUGGCCAAUGGAAGCUCAUGAAUGAUGGACACUCAGUUUUACUGAGUCUCUCAGGGGACAUUAGUAUCAGUGGAGCAGGACUACCCACCACAUACAAGGCUUUACAAUUCCACUUUCACUGGGGAAGUCCCACUAAGGAUGGAUCAGAACAUACAGUGGAUGGGAAGCAGUUGCCACUUGAGCUGCAUAUUGUUCACAUGAAUGCCAAAUACAACAGCAUCGCUGAAGCCAAGAAGGACUCCCAAGGUUUGGCUGUACUAGGCAUCCUGAUCACAGUAGGAGACAGUGAUAACCCCAGUUACAGCACAUUGGUUUCUGCUAUGAAGAAUGUGUCAAUGGAAGGGGAUUACAUAGAGCUGAAGUCAACAUUUCCUCUGGAAAGCCUCCUCCCACCCCAUGACAAGUUAUCUCAGUAUUAUCGAUAUCAGGGCUCUCUCACAACCCCUGACUGCUCGGAAGCUGUGAUCUGGACAGUGUUUGAGCAGCCAGUCACUAUUAGUCACGCACAGCAUCGAAUCCUGACAGACACAGCUCAUUUCACUGCUCAAGGAGAGGUUCUUCUAAAGAUGACUGACAAUUUCCGAUCACCUCAACCUCUUAAGGGUCGCCAAGUAUUGGCUUCCAGAGAUGCUACAGCUAGCUGCUCAACUGCUCUUUGUGCCCCGAUAUUAACUUUGUGUCUGUUUUGCUUAACAACUAAAAUAUUGAUGGACUAAGA
Molecule: messenger RNA, 956 nt
Organism: Pseudophryne corroboree (corroboree frog)
Lineage: Eukaryota; Metazoa; Chordata; Amphibia; Anura; Myobatrachidae
Product: carbonic anhydrase 15-like
Exons: 8
Coding region: 1-954 (317 amino acids)
Biological process (GO): one-carbon metabolic process
Cellular component (GO): plasma membrane
Molecular function (GO): zinc ion binding; carbonate dehydratase activity
Source: RefSeq, a predicted model, not a curated record